This is a messenger RNA of Ogataea philodendri, 870 nucleotides long. RefSeq lists its product as uncharacterized. The record is from RefSeq and is a predicted model, not a curated record. Gene Ontology annotation, molecular function: oxidoreductase activity. The coding region runs from base 1 to 870 and encodes 289 amino acids. Lineage: Eukaryota; Fungi; Ascomycota; Pichiomycetes; Pichiales; Pichiaceae. The transcript has a single exon.
AUGACUCCUUACCAGGUCCUUAACACAGGUGCACGUAUUCCCCAGGUCGGUCUCGGCGUCUACAAAAUCACCGGCCCAGGCUGCUCGAAGCUCGUUUACGCGGCCCUUGCCGCAGGAUACAGACACGUUGACUCGGCUGCUUUCUACCAGAAUGAAGCUGAAGUUUGCAAGGGUAUCAGCCAAUGGCUGGCCGACAAUCCUGGAACCAAGCGUGAAGACAUCUUCUAUACCUCCAAGAUUUGGGACACUGAUCACGGCUAUGACAAGGCCACCAAAGCCAUUGCACAAGCCCUUGAACGUGCUUCCCCAAUCGGCUACAUUGAUCUCCUGUUGAUUCACUCGCCCCAGUCAAACUACGAAGCCCGUCACGGCACCUGGCUUGCUCUUCAAGAGGCAUUCGCUAAAGGCACCGUCAAGAACAUUGGCGUGUCCAACUACGGUAUCAAGCACCUCGAGGAGCUGCUCGCUUAUCCAGACCUGAAGGUCAAGCCAGCCAUCAACCAGUUUGAGGUGCAUCCAUGGCUUGGUCGUAAGGAGCUGAUUGCGUUUUGCCGUUCAAAAGGCAUUGCAGUUGAGGCAUACUCUCCGCUUGCCAGAGGCCAGAAGGCAAACGACCCUUAUGUUGCGGAGAUCGGUAAGAAGUACGGCCGCAAUGCAGGUCAGGUGCUGAUCCGCUGGUCGGUGCAAAACGGACUCAUUGUGCUGCCUAAGACCGCCACUGAGAGCCGGCUCGCUUCGAACCUCGAUGUUGACUUUACUCUCUCGGACGAAGACUUUGCUGCGCUGUCUGCUCUCGACGAGCACUACGUCAGUGGCUGGGAUCCAACAACGUACCCCCUUGACUCAGAGGCGACUUUAAUUUGUACGUAA